Molecule: messenger RNA, 1146 nt
Organism: Didymosphaeria variabile
Lineage: Eukaryota; Fungi; Ascomycota; Dothideomycetes; Pleosporales; Didymosphaeriaceae
Exons: 3
Coding region: 1-1146 (381 amino acids)
Biological process (GO): endoplasmic reticulum tubular network organization
Cellular component (GO): endoplasmic reticulum tubular network
Source: RefSeq, a predicted model, not a curated record
AUGGUCUCUUUCUGGCCGUUCAAGUCCAGCGAGGACCAGGCGUACUUCGAGAAGACGCUUUCCACGCUCUCGGGGAAGAUUAUAAGGGCUGCUUCUCGAAAUGACGCUGCGAGGCAGAGGUCUAGGCGCAUUCGCGUGAUGUGGACACUCUGGGCUGGGUUUGCCUACAUCUUUGCUGCUCUGUUUUGGUCGCUGGUCGUGGGAUACCAGAAUUGGGGACGUACAGAGUACACCGCGGUCGUUGGGGGACCAGUACUGAUCUACAUCGUCCGCACCACAACGACCCGCUACUACGACUGGCGCAUCUCCAGCACAGAAGCCUACAUCAAGACCCUCACCAAAGAACGCGAAGUAACGAUCGAGCGCCUGAAAGAAUCUACGAAAUGGAACUCCACACAGCAACUCCUCGAGAAGUACGGCGGCCAAACCAAGCAGAAGAACCCCAACGCCUCAUCUGACAAGAAGAAAGACGGACCACAGAAACCCACUUCAGCGCCAGGACCACGCACAGGCAUUGCACCACCGCCGACGGCAAAUAUUCAACGGCCAUCCGACCAGCGUCCAGCAACACCACAACAACCUGCAGCAGCAGCACCUCCACAGGGUCGGGGUUCAUCACCCGCACCAGCUCUUCCCCCGCCCGAAAGCCUAACAGCCGAAUUCGCGCCUAACGCCUUCUCCGCACCCGAGCUCACUCGACAAUACACCGCAUCCACAGCCUCCUUCACACAAUCCCACUGGUACGACCGUAUCCUGGACGCGCUCCUCGGCGAAGACGAGACGCAGCCGAAGAACCGCCUCGCACUAAUCUGCUCUGAAUGUCGUCUUGUGAAUGGGCAGGCGCCACCUGGUGCGCGUACGCUGGACGAUGUGGGACGCUGGCGGUGCGGAGGGUGUCACGCGUGGAAUGGAAAAGAGAAGGUGGAGGAGGUUGGUGUGGAGAGGCUUGUGCAGGAGUGGGAGGAGGAGCGUAAGGCGAGGGAGUUUGCGACUGAUGGUGCCGACAAAACCGAGAAGAAAGAGAUGGAGGAAGCUGUGGGCGAAGACGAGGGCUCUGGCGUGGAUGUUGCGGAGGAGUCGGUUGACGAGGCACCUGCUGUGGGGGAGAGGACGACAAGGAGCAAGAGCAAGGCGAAGGGCAAGUAG